UGAAAUAAUGAUCUCAAAUAAUUUAAUAAUUAAAAUUAAAAUAUAGGGAGUACAAAAAAUAAGUUUGUGUAUUUUAUGUCUGUUGGGAGGUUCCUCGUCUUAUAUAAAUGGAUAGGAGCUAAUUUCUUGAAGCCUCCCCCCAAACACGGCCUUAAACAAUGCAAACCUCCGACAUCACGCGCCUCCCCCACGCCGACGCCGACCCAACCUCCCACCACCGCUCCGAUCAUCUUCAUCAUCUCCGGCCACCACCACCGGGCCCGCGGCGGGGGCUAGAAGACCCAAACGACGAGAGGAAAGAAAGGAGAAUGAUAUCAAACCGGGAGUCGGCGAGGCGGUCCCGGAUGCGGAAGCAAAGGCAGCUGCGUGAGCUCUGGUCGCACCUCCUCUGGCUCCGCGGUGAAAACCAGCUCCUCUGCCACCGGCUCGGCCGCCUCGCGGAGGGGUACCGGCGAACCGUUGCCGAGAAUGCCCGGCUGAGGGAAGACGCCGCCGAGCUUCGGAAAUUCCUCACUCUUGAAAUGCAUUGCUUGGACUCCCCUUUCCCCUAGUUUGGUCUCUUUUGUCCCCAGACCAACUCAACCAAAAACUUGUAUAUAGUUCUUUUUUUGGUUAAGAAAUCAAAUAAACUAAAGUUAUAUUU
This is a messenger RNA of Cuscuta campestris, 643 nucleotides long. The record is from the annotation of a GenBank genome assembly. NCBI's taxonomy places the organism in Eukaryota, Viridiplantae, Streptophyta, Magnoliopsida, Solanales, Convolvulaceae.